Messenger RNA from Anopheles aquasalis, 1840 nucleotides. RefSeq names its product myrosinase 1-like. Gene Ontology annotation, biological process: carbohydrate metabolic process. The record is from RefSeq and is a predicted model, not a curated record. Gene Ontology annotation, molecular function: beta-glucosidase activity. NCBI's taxonomy places the organism in Eukaryota, Metazoa, Arthropoda, Insecta, Diptera, Culicidae.
CAGUCGAUGAGAAACAGUUUGCCAAGAUGGAUCCACUCGGUAACCCGUCAGCGAGAAUCGCGCGCCGCUUAUCGACACCUUACCAGCCGUCGUUAGUUGUUUGUUUGCUUGUAGUGCUACUGCCAGCUGUGACCUUGGGAAGCAGCCAGGAAGAGCGGCAACGGUUUCCAUCGAACUUUACGUUCGGUGUCGGGACGUCGGCGUACCAGAUCGAAGGUGGCUGGGCAGAGGAUGGUAAAGGUGAGUCGAUUUGGGACCAUCUGACACACCGGCGACCGGAAAAAGUCGCCGAUCGCUCGAACGGUGAUGUGGCGUGCGAUAGCUACCGCCACUGGAAACGUGAUGUGCAGAUGGUGAAGGAUCUCGGGGUGGACGCGUACCGUUUCUCGAUCGCCUGGCCUCGCAUUAUGCCGACGGGGCUCCGUAAUCAAGUGAACCAGCGUGGGUUAGCUUACUACAACGAUCUCAUCGACGAGCUGCUCCGCCAUGGCAUUCGUCCGAUGGUGACGCUCUACCAUUGGGAUCUACCGCAGCGACUCCAGGAGUUGGGUGGCUGGAUGAAUCCCGACAUUGUGCACUAUUUCGUGGAGUAUGCCCGCGUGGUGUUUGAAAGUUUCGGUGAUCGAGUGAAGUGGUGGACCACGAUCAACGAACCGUGGCAUGUUUGUGAGCAAUCGUACGGUCGCGAUGAGAUGGCACCGGGUUAUCACUUCCCGGGCGUGCCCGCGUACACCUGUGGGCAUAAUAUUCUGCGGGCGCAUGCCGAAGUGGUGCAUCUGUACCGUGGCGAGUUCCAGAAGGUGCAGCAAGGGCUAAUCGGAAUAUCGCUCGAUUGCUGGUGGGCAGAACCGGAAACGGGAAGUUCCGAUGAUCUUGAGGCGGCUGAAUGGGAGCUACAGUUUCACCUCGGUUGGUUUGCGCAUCCCAUCUUCAGCAAGACGGGUGAUUAUCCGGAGGUGAUGCGCCAUCGUAUCGGUAAUUUGAGUGUCCAGCAAGGGUUCGCCAAAUCUCGCCUGCCAGUGUUUACACCGCAGGAAGUGGCACGCAUUCGCGGAACUUCGGAUUUCUUUGGACUGAACACGUACACGACCGUGUUGGCACGGAAGAACGAUGAGCAGAACUCUGCCGGUUAUGCUGUGCCCUCGUUCGAGCAUGAUGCAGGCGUCGUCGUUUCAGCCGAUCCCGAUUGGCCCGAAGCGGAGGAAACGUCGUGGAUUAAGAUUGUCCCCUUUGGACUGCAUAAGCUGCUGAGCUGGAUCAGCGAACAGUACGACAAACCGGCCAUCUGGAUAACGGAGAACGGCAUCGGAUCGGGACCGGGUACAAAGGAUCCGCAGCGGGUGGAUUACUUCAACGGCUACCUGGGUGCCGUUUUGGAUGCCCUCGAGGAUGGAAUUGAUGUGCGGGGAUACAUCGCCUGGAGCUUGAUGGAUAACUUUGAAUGGCGCGAUGGUUAUACGCAAAAGUUUGGUUUGUAUUACGUGGAUUUUAAUGAUCGCGAGCGCACACGCUACCCCAAGAUGUCCGCCAAAGUGUUUGCGAAUAUUGUGAGGAGCCGCCAGAUCGAUUGGGAUUUCCGGCCGGACCCGGAUGUACUGAUUGGGGGUCAUGGCAAUGGCACUGGUGAUACGAUGCUGCCCAAUCUGUGCGUGUUCAUCGUUGCCACGCUGUGUGCCGGAAUCGUACAGAGACUCAUACACGGCAGUGGCUAGUAAUUAGGAAGAGAGUAGUCGGAAGAAGAGAAUCUCAACCUCAAGAGGAUUUUUUUUAAUCAAUAUGAGCUCCACUAACAUCAUUUUAAGACACAAUAAAUGAAAAACAAUCGCAGCUAGAGACACAA